Messenger RNA from Solanum stenotomum, 1203 nucleotides. RefSeq names its product glutamine synthetase cytosolic isozyme-like. The transcript has 13 exons. The record is from RefSeq and is a predicted model, not a curated record. The coding region runs from base 1 to 1203 and encodes 400 amino acids. Lineage: Eukaryota; Viridiplantae; Streptophyta; Magnoliopsida; Solanales; Solanaceae. Gene Ontology annotation, cellular component: cytoplasm. Gene Ontology annotation, molecular function: glutamine synthetase activity.
AUGUCACUGUUGGAUCUUCUCAACUUGGAUCUCUCUGAAUGCCACAAGACAAACAAAAGUAAAAUCAUUGCUGAAUACAUAUGGAUUGAUGGAUCUGGUAUGAACCUGAGAAGCAAAGGAAGGACCCUACAUGGUCCUGUUACUAAUCCUUCUCAAAUUCCAAAAUGGAACUAUGAUGGUUCGAGCACUGGCCAAGCUCCUGGUGAAGAUAGUGAAGUCAUCUUAUAUCCCCAGGCAAUUUAUAAGGACCCAUUCAGGAGAAGAAAUCAUAUUCUUGUCAUGUGUGAUGCUUAUACUCCAGCUGGAGAGCCCAUCCCAACAAACAAAAGGUUUAAUGCUGUAAAGAUAUUCAGCCACCCUGAAGUCCUGACUGAGGAACCUUGGUUUGGUAUAGAGCAGGAGUACACUUUGUUGCAGAAAAAUCUGAAUUGGCCACUUGGUUGGCCAAUUGGAGGAUAUCGUGGACCUCAGGGACCAUACUACUGUGGUGUUGGUGCAGAAAAAGCCUUUGGCCGGGAUAUUGUCGACUCACACUACAAAGCUUGUUUAUACGCUGGUGUCAACAUUGGUGGAAUCAAUGCUGAAGUUAUGGCAGGCCAGGAUAUUAUAGGGAAGCAUCAAAUGGAGAAGCUAGAACUGGAUGAGGGGAAACUCUCAUGUCCGGCUCAGAGGGCAGGGUAUCUCGAUUCUACUAGCAUUAAGCCUGCAAUGUUAUUUGGUUCAAUGAAACUAUAUGUUGGACCAACAGUAGGCAUUUCUCCUUGUGAUGACCUUUGGGUUGCACGUUACAUUCUAGUGAGGAUUGCAGAAGCAGCUGGUGUAAUUGUUUCUUUUGAUCCAAAACCUGUUGAGGGUGAUUGCAAUGGUACUGGUGCUCAUACAAAUUACAGUACCAAGUCUAUGAGGGCUGAUGGAGGGCUAGAAGUAAUAAACAAGGCCAUUGAGAAGCUAGGCAAGAGGCACAAGGAACAUAUUGCUGCUUAUGGGGUUGGCAACGAACGUCGUCUCACAGGAGAGCAUGAAACAGCUUACAUUAACACCUUCAAUUUUGGAAUUGCUGAUCGUGGAGCAUCGAUAAGGAUCGGAAGGGACACACAGAAAGCAGGAAAGGGAUACUUGGAGGAUAGAAGGCCUUCUUCAAACAUGGAUCCUUAUGUGGUAACUUCUAUGAUUGCAGAAACAACCAUCCUCUGGAAACCAUGA